Molecule: messenger RNA, 2373 nt
Organism: Aureobasidium namibiae CBS 147.97
Lineage: Eukaryota; Fungi; Ascomycota; Dothideomycetes; Dothideales; Saccotheciaceae
Product: endothelin-converting enzyme
Exons: 5
Coding region: 1-2373 (790 amino acids)
Biological process (GO): protein processing
Cellular component (GO): plasma membrane
Molecular function (GO): metalloendopeptidase activity
Source: RefSeq, a predicted model, not a curated record
AUGGCAGGCAAUAAUAGGACUGAGCGUACACCUUUGCUCGAUGGCGAUGCGCCCGAAGCCGAUCGUACUGACUCAACCGAGUCGAUUAGUACUCGUUUCAAGCGCUUCUUGCAACGCAAUGGUGUCUAUCUCAUCAUUAUACUUCUGCUGCUGCUGGUCCUCAUUCCGUUGAUUAUUCAGACCAUUCGUAGCAGCACUGGUCACCAUGAUUCUCAUGAUCAUGACGAAACACCUUCUGAUCCUCCAUCAAACGAUACUGAGCUUUGUACAUCUGCCGCAUGUGUGCUCGCAUCUGCCAACAUCAUUCGCAGCCUUGCGCCAAACUACGAGAAGCUGGAUCCAUGUGAUGACUUCCGCACAUAUGUCUGCGCUGGCUUUGAUGCUUCGCACGAGAUUCGUGAGGAUCAAGCUGGCGUGGGCAACCUCCAAAUCAUGAACGAGAACAACCAGCUCAUCUUGAAGCACAUUCUGGAGUCUCCUGCUCCUGAGGAUACUUCACUGUUCUGGACUGCAGCCAACCCGGAUAAGGAGAUUUUCAGCAAGUUGCAAGAUGGCUACAACGCCUGCAUGAACGAGACCCUGCUUGCUGAUAUCGGAUCAAAGCCUUUGUUGGACGUUCUCUUCAAGCUUGACAAGAUUUAUGCUACGGAAAAUCCCAAGUCGAGCAAGAAAGAUGAAUCACUCACCAAGGCCAUCGAAUACCUUAUGGAGAUUGGCGUCUCAGGUCCGGUUUCCGUUGACGUUGGUGCUGAUGACAAAGAUCCUGAUGUCAAUAUCGUCUCUGUCGGUGCUCCGUACUCAUUUGGAUUGCCCAGUAAGCAGUACUAUGAACGUGAAGAGAUCGUCGCGUCAUACAAAGGAACUAUCGGAACUGUCUUGGAGGCUCUUCUCAAAGAAGCCAACCCAAAAGCCUUCUCCUUCAUGUAUGAUGGAGAAAACGAACCAUCAACACUGAGCAAAGAUCUUGUCGAUAGCCUAGUGGCACUCGAGAAAUCCAUGGCUGAUGCUGCUCCUGACCCUGAGGAUGCUGCCGAUGUCACGAAGUACUACAACCCGCGUACGUUGAAGGAGACCGAGAGCUACAACUCUGAGAUUUCUGUCAAGCAUAUCUUGGAUACAUUCGCCAGUGACUACACUCCUUCGAAGAUCAUCGUUGGCUCGCCCGAUUAUCUCAAGAAGCUUUCCAAGAUUCUCAAGUCGUCGUCAAGAAACACUAUCAAGACCUACUUGGUCUGGAAGGUCGUGCAAUCGUGGGGUGGAGCUGUUGAGGACCCAGCCGUACAACCCCUUCUACGCUUCAGAAACAAGCUGCAAGGCAAAGCCCCUGAUGUCAAGCAAGAGCGUUGGAGAACGUGCGUGAGCAAUGUUGGCAGCGAUCUUGAAUGGAUCAUGAGCCGCUUCUUCGUGGAACGUGCAUUCUCCAAGGAGGCCAAGGACUUGGGUGAUCAGAUCAUCCUCGACAUCAAGGACGAGUUCACCAUCAAGCUCAACGAAUCAGAAUGGAUGACCGAAAGCGUUCGUCAGCUCGCAAUCGAAAAGGUGCAUCUCAUUCGCCAAAAGAUCGGUUACCCCACUCAAAGCCCUGACAUAACCAAUGCCGGAGAAUUGCAAGAAUACUACAGCAACAUCAGCAUUUCCCCAACCACAUACUUCGCAAACAAGUUGUCAGUGGUUACUCACGACGUCCGCGAAAGCUGGUCACAGGUGGGCAAGCCAGUCGAUAAAGAUGAGUGGGGAAUGAGCGCUCAAACGGUCAAUGCCUAUUAUAACCCUCCCGGGAACGAGAUCGUGUUUCCGGCAGGAAUUAUGCAAGCUCCAGUCUUCUACGACCCUUCCAUCCCUAAGUACCUGUCUUACGGGGCUUUCGGAGCUGUUGCUGGUCAUGAGCUAUCACACGCUUUCGACUCAUCCGGCAGAAACUACGAUCAGAACGGCAACUACACUGAUUGGUGGGACAAGUCCACGAUCGAGGCCUUCAAGACCAAGACUGAUUGCUUCGUCGAGCAAUAUCAUAACUACACUGUCCCCACAAAGAGUGGUCGUCUGCCAAUCAAUGGCAAGCUUACAUUGGGUGAAAACAUUGCAGAUGCUGGUGGUCUUACCGCUGCUUACCAGUCCUGGAAGCGUCGCGAUGACGAGAAGGCAGAUCUCAAGUUGCCUGGCCUGGACCACUUCACAAAGGAGCAGGUCUUCUUCCUCGCAUAUGGUCAAACGUGGUGUGGCAAGAUGAGGGAGGAGCAAAUCGUGCAGAGAAUCUACACUGACCCUCACAGCCCUGACAUGUUCAGAAUUAAGGGUACAACCGCCAAUUCACGCGAGUUCAGAGAAGCCUUCAGCUGUCCUAUUAAGGCACCCACUUGUGAGCUUUGGUAA